AUGUCUUCAAUCAAAGUCUUUAGUUUGGUUAGCUUGUGUAUCAUUUUAUUGGCUCAUGGAGUUACUUCAUUUGAAUAUGGUGAAGCUCUGACAAAGUCUUUGUUGUUUUAUGAGGGCCAACGUUCAGGGAAAUUGCCAUCUAACCAAAGAGUGCAAUGGCGUGGAGAUUCUGCACUUAAAGAUGGUAUAGAUGCAGGAGUUGAUCUUGUGGGAGGAUAUUACGAUGCUGGGGACCACGUAAAGUUUGGUUUCCCUUUUGCAUUCACAAUAACAAUGCUUUCAUGGAGCACAAUAGAGUUCCAAGCUCAACUUGAGGCCAAGAAUGAGCUUUCAAAUGCACUAGAUGCCAUCAAGUGGGGCACAGAUUACUUGAUCAAAGCCCAUCCUGAACCAAACGUUCUAUAUGGUCAAGUUGGUGAUGGUGAAUCUGAUCAUUCAUGUUGGCAAAGACCAGAAGACAUGACUUCCCCAAGAACAACUUUUAAGAUUGAUGAGGAACAUCCAGGAUCUGAUCUUGCUGCUGAAACUGCUGCAGCUUUCGCCGCAGCUUCUAUUGCUUUCAAGCCAUCAAAUCCCAAAUAUGCAUCCCAGCUUAUAGAACAUGCAAAACAGCUCUUUGACUUUGCACGCAAUCACCAGGGAGUGUACCAAAGCAGCAUUCCUCAAGCAGGAAAUUUCUACAGCAGUAGCGGAUUUGAGGAUGAAUUGUUAUGGGCUGCAGCAUGGCUUCAUCGUGCCACUGACGAGAAAACUUACCUAGAUUUCCUUGGAGGAUCAUCAAAUUCCGGUGGAACCAGAACCGUGUUUUCCUGGGAUGACAAAUAUGUUGGAGCACAAGUCCUAGUUUCAAAGCUUGUUUUGGAGGGGAAGGUGGAGUAUUCAGGCAUAUGGAGCCAGUACAAGAGCCAGGCAGAGCAGUUCAUAUGCUCUUGUUUACAGAAAGGCAAUAGUAAUGUUAAGAAGUCACCUGGGGGUUUGUUGUGGUUUCUACCAUUUAAUAACCUUCAAUACACCACCUCUGCUACAUUCAUUGCCACUGCAUAUUCUGAAUAUCUGACUGGAAAGAAGGCUUUGAUCCAAUGUCCUGGUGGCAUAGUACAGCCCGAUGAACUAAUUACCUUGGCCAAAUCACAGGUUGAUUAUAUCUUGGGUUCAAAUCCGCAAAAAAUGAGCUACAUGGUAGGAUUUGGGUCAAAUUAUCCGAAACAACUUCAUCAUAGAGGAGCAUCCAUUGUGUCCAUCGAGAAGAAUCCUGAACCUGUGACAUGCAAAGGGGGCUUUGACUUGUAUUUCAACAAGAAUGAACCCAACCCAAAUGUGUUGGACGGUGCAGUGGUUGGUGGCCCGGAUGACAAUGAUGGCUUCACGGACUCAAGAUCUAACUUCCAACAGGCUGAAACAGCAAUUGCAAACAUUGCACCACUAGUUGGCGUUUUGGCUCGGAUUGCCUAA
Molecule: messenger RNA, 1452 nt
Organism: Quercus robur (English oak)
Lineage: Eukaryota; Viridiplantae; Streptophyta; Magnoliopsida; Fagales; Fagaceae
Product: endoglucanase 14-like
Exons: 6
Coding region: 1-1452 (483 amino acids)
Biological process (GO): carbohydrate metabolic process
Molecular function (GO): hydrolase activity, hydrolyzing O-glycosyl compounds
Source: RefSeq, a predicted model, not a curated record